Messenger RNA from Hevea brasiliensis (rubber tree), 1061 nucleotides. RefSeq lists its product as uncharacterized. The record is from RefSeq and is a predicted model, not a curated record. The transcript is spliced from 2 exons. Bases 16 to 1044 code for a protein of 342 amino acids. Gene Ontology annotation, molecular function: polysaccharide binding. Lineage: Eukaryota; Viridiplantae; Streptophyta; Magnoliopsida; Malpighiales; Euphorbiaceae.
AAGUAUUCCCAACUUAUGGAGCAAAUCUCGGAGAAGCAUCAACUCCAACCUCCUUUCGUUAUAACCGAUGGAGCAAAAGUGAUCCAUCUUUCUGGUUUCCAAUUACAUAUUUCCCUUUACCUCUCCUUAUUCUCACAUAUCAAAUGUUUUGAGAUAACGGGAAAUUAUAGCAAAGAAAUGCAUUCUCCACUCACCAUCUUCACUCUCAUACUCACUGCCUCAACACUUCAAUUACUGCCUGCCCUCGCUCUCACUUCCUGCAGAACCUCCUGUGGCAGCAUUGAGAUACACUACCCCUUCGGCGUCGAUGACGGGUGUGGGGCGCCACAGUUUCGCGGCAUGUUUAACUGCAGCAAUGACUUGUUCUUCAUAACCCCUUCUGGUAGCUACAAAGUCCAGCACAUUGACUACGAUAAGAAAACUAUGGUGGUUUACGAUCCUGCCAUGUCUACGUGCUCCAUUCUUCAGCCUCACCAUGACUUUAUCAUGACUGAAAUACAAUCUUUCAUAAUCCCUCCAACUCCAGACACCGUCUUUGCUCUCCUCAAUUGCUCUAUUGACUCUCCAGUUCUUAACCACUACAAGAACCUCUGCUUCAACUUCUCUGAACACUCCUGUGACGAGCUAUACGGCUCCUGCAAUGCUUUCAGAGUCUUCCAUUUGCUUACCAACAGUUCUCCGCCUUGUUGUUUUACUGGGUAUGACACGGUGAAGUUUAUGAGCAUGAAUAUUUUGGACUGCACCCAUUACACUACUGUGGUUAACGUUGAUAACUUGAAGGGUAUUGGGCCCUUGGAUUGGGUAUAUGGCAUCAAACUAUCUUUUAGCGUGCCAGAUACUGGAUGUGAGCGGUGCUCACAGUCUGGCGGUACUUGUGGAUUUGACACAGAGACGGAGGGAAUGCUGUGUCUAUGCUCUGCUUCCAAUAAUGCUACGAGAGAGUGUGCCGCAGGCAGUGUCACAGCAGAUGAUGGGAGAAAUCAUUAUCCAUGGAAAAUUUGUUAUACAUUUGUGUUGGUUUUGAGUGUUUUAAUGAUUCUAUGACCAUGUUCGUUUGAUUA